Dracunculus medinensis (Guinea worm) is the source of this 1698-nucleotide messenger RNA. The record is from the annotation of a GenBank genome assembly. NCBI's taxonomy places the organism in Eukaryota, Metazoa, Nematoda, Chromadorea, Rhabditida, Dracunculidae.
AUGUCAUUUUGUGAUUUGUAUGAGAGUUGUUUCAAGAGCAUUUCGAUUAUACGAAUCGUCGAUUCGAAUAAAGAUUUGAACAAUUCUGAUGAUGGCGAGCUAACAGUUCUCGAUAAUGUGAUUUCCACUUCUAAAUAUAUUUUAUUUUACUUGCUAAGUGCGAAUAGUGAACGUGCCAAAGAAUUGGUCUUACCAAUUAAACAAUUCCUACAGUGUCGUCAGGAAAAUGGAACCACUAACAACACGAAAAGCCCACCAACUCGACUUCGCCGAUUUUUUGGAGUUGGAAAGAAAAAGCAUAAAAAGAUGAAGACAGUUGAGGAACAAAAAGAGAUUUCGGUUAUUAUUUUUGAUGUUGAUUCGAGUGAUGAUAAUCAACAACAAGUGAUUGAUGAAUGCGGAUGGUAUAUACUCGCACCAAUGAGUCCUAUGACGAAGAGUCGAUUUUUACGAGCUUUACGAUAUUGUUCAACUCCUUCUUUGAUUGUUGUUGAUAGCACUAGCAGGCAAAUUAUAACAACAGAUGGGCGACGAUUAUUACAAGAGGAUUCGAAGGGAAAUAAUUUUCCAUGGUGGAAUCCAACAGCUGAUGAACUUUUUCAAGGAACUGUAUUGAAAAAUGUUAUUGAGACUGAUGGUUCGAGGAAUGUCUCUAAGAUAGAAUAUAAAGAUUUGGAACCAGUAGUGAAAGGCAUCUACUUCGGUGCAUUUUGGUGUCCGCCAUGCCGUAUGUUCACAAGGCAGUUGCUAUCUUGCUAUGAAAGUCUUAAAGCUGCCAGUAUACCCUUUGAAAUAUUUUUUUGCUCAUUUGACAGGCAAAAAUAUUUUAAAACUUCAGUCGAUUUCAGAUCAAGAGAGUCAUUCGAUCAGCAUUUCUCAACAAUGCCUUGGCUAGCUUUUGAUUUUAAUCCCAGUAAACUAACGUUGUUCACUCGAUUAUAUAAUGUUAACGGUAUUCCUGCACUUCUCAUACUUGAUGAGAAGAAUUGCGUUAUAACAAGGCAUGGGCGAAAUUCAAUGUUAAACGAUCCGCAAGGAAAGAAUUUUCCAUGGGGUCCCCAGUCAAUUUAUGAAUUAAAUGAAUAUACUUUAUGUCGAUUGAGAGAUGAACCAUCUUUAAUACUUUUUACUGAGGGCUCACCAGAAGAUGUUAAUUUUUCCAUAGAAGUUUUAAAAUUAACUGCAGAGGCUUUGUAUGCAGAGCGAAAUGAAUCUCUGAAAAGGUCAGCAUCAAAAGAUAACGAAAGUCAAGAUGAAAAUGGUGAUGGUAGCGAUUCUGCCAAUUUUACUCAUUCAAGUAAUUCCGUUGAAAGUGUGGCCUCAUCUGAUAUUGGCUUACCUUUAUGGUCUGAUCCUCUGCAGAUGUUUUACACUGGAGACGAUCCAGUGUGCGAUCUAAUUCUAGAAGGGCUCGGGCUAGCCGAUGCAGAAUUGCCAUUGAUUAUAAUAGUUGAUGUAAUUGUAAGUCGUAUGGUUAUAUGUACCAAACCAGAUGUAAGCUCUGAAAUUGUUGCAAAUUUUGUGGCUGAUUACAGAGGAGGAAAGUUAGAAAUGGUACCAUUACCAUCAUCUUGUCAGUCUUCUCCUCUUCAAGUUGGUGGCAUUCCUAUUCGAGCGAUUCAUCAGGCUCUUGGUAUUGGUAAUUCGCCAUCGCAGAAUUCUAUAAACAAUGAAAAUACUUCAGUACAAGUUAUAUAG